This is a messenger RNA of Osmerus eperlanus (European smelt), 2898 nucleotides long. RefSeq names its product ankyrin repeat domain 55 (gene ankrd55). Gene Ontology annotation, biological process: protein localization to ciliary inversin compartment. Gene Ontology annotation, molecular function: protein binding. The transcript is spliced from 11 exons. Lineage: Eukaryota; Metazoa; Chordata; Actinopteri; Osmeriformes; Osmeridae. Bases 124 to 2136 code for a protein of 670 amino acids. The record is from RefSeq and is a predicted model, not a curated record. Gene Ontology annotation, cellular component: ciliary inversin compartment.
GGGGGGGGAGGAGUGGAGGGAAGUCUGAAUGAGCUAGAGGUGUAAGCGAAACGUGUUUCAACCACUGGCAAAUGUGUCUCCUUUUCUCAGGAGUUGAUCGUACAACACAAUACUCAGCUUGCCAUGGAGUUUAGCGCCUCAUCCGUGUUCGACCAACAGAAAGAUUCUGCUGAAGAAGUGGACCUGAGUUUAGUUUACCAAGCAGCUGCCAACGGGGAUGUCAACACAUUAACAGCAACCAUACGGGAGGAUCCCUCCAUCUUGGAGUGCUGUGAUGGCGAAGGUUCCACUCCAUUGAUGCAUGCAGUGUCAGGGAGGCAGGUGGACACAGUGAAGCUGCUUUUAAAGAUGGGCGCCUCUAUCAACACUCAGGAUGCUUGUGGACGGACCUCACUCUCACUGGCUACAUACUUGGGCUGGCUUGAAGGCUGUGUGUGCCUAUUGCGAAAUGGAGCCAAACAAAACAUCCCUGAUAAGAACGGCCGCCUGCCACUUCAUGCGGCAACCGCUGAAACUGACCUUAAACUCAUGGGAGUCCUGUUGCAGCAAUCCACUGCAUGUGAAAUAAACCACCAAGACAAUGAGGGCAUGACUGCUCUUCAUUGGGCGUCUUUCCAUAACCGUCCUGAGCAUGUGCAGGCACUCUUGCAGAAGGGGGCAGAUCCCACACUCGUGGACAAGGACUUCAAGACAGCCCUCCACUGGGCAGUGCAGAGUGGCAGCAGAUACAUGUGUUCCCUGAUCCUGGAGCACCCCCAGGGCUCUUUAGUAAUCAACUAUGAUGAUGAGAAUGGAAAAACGUGCGUGCACAUUGCCGCUGCUGCUGGUUAUAGCGACAUCUUGUAUGAACUAGCACACUUUCCAGAAACCAACCUGCAGGCAUUAGAUGUGGAUGAAAGGACCCCUCUCCAUUGGGCAGCAGCAGCAGGGAAGGAUGACUGUGUUCGGGCCUUAAUACAGCAGGGAGUGGAGCCUGGACCCAGGGAUAUCAACGAGAAUACACCACUCACUUAUGCAAUGUACUGUGGCCACACUGCCUGCAUCAAACUCCUUUCUGUGGAAAACAGAUCGGAUUCCGCUAGACCCCUGCCUGCUCAGGGGAGUGACCAGACUCAAAAGAAGGAAGGCAAGUUCCGUAUGCUCAACCAAAUCUUCUCCUGCAAGAGGAAGAAGGAGCACCACAUUGCCCGACAGAGAGAGCUGGGACACGACUUGACCGAGGAGACCUCCGAGGUGGAUGACAUCAUCACAAUGUUCGACUGCCUGGUGGACUCCUCCUCCUCUUCCUUGAUGACCAAGGAGCUGGGAGAUGAAAGCUUCAGAAUGAGGAAAAGGCCAACGGACACACAGAAGCUCCAUCUUCACGAUGACCCAACUGAGAAAGACUACAAUGGAUUGCCUCCCAUACGGACGCUAAGCCUUCCACCGAUCACUUUGGGAAACUCUUUGUUACAAUGCUCCCAGAAUGCUGUGCAGCAGAAUCAAGUCAAUGGACCACCAGUGAACCACUUUGUUUACCGGUCUCAGAAAAGCAAGAGCGAGCAUGACUUGUUUGACGGCAGGCAAAAGGGACAUGUUUUUGUCAACCAUACCUGGAAGACAAAGUCUAAUCAGUCUGUUUUGGCCCAGAAGUGCUGGAUACCACCCCCUACAGAGAGACUGUUGAAUAAACUGUUACACGAGAAAUCCGGUCCUUUGGAUAUUGUUUGUCCCAACCAAGCCCCAUACACCCUGAAGAAUGAACAAGCUCCAAAGACACACCUGCUACCACUGGACAGGUUGAAGAUGAGGGAUACUGCUCUUACACGCAACAGUUUAGCUCCCAUUCGUGAUCACUGUACCCACCGGUUUUCUUUACCACCUGACCAAGUCUCCAAAGGAGUGAAGAAGUCCAAGUCCUUGCCCCUCAACACCCUGGGUCGGGGUUCAGGGGGACUCCCCCCACCUGUCACCUCCAAGUCACAAAGGUCUGGGAUACCCCAAAGCCAGUCCCUCUGCUCUUUCUUGCCCAUGUUGAAUGGAGACCCUCUGAGGACUGUCCAGGUCCUUCCAGCCAUUCCCUCUCAAAGGAGACACAGCCCCACUGUCACUGAAACUAAAACGGAUGGCAUUGACAACUUGGAGAACAGAACCUGAUUCAACCAUAAGGCUCAUACUGUUUGUGGAAUGAGUAAUGGUGUUUACCUGAUGCACUGUAAAAGGGAUUCAUCAGCCUCCCAUUACUGACUCAAAGAAUCUGUAUUACGAGCAUGACAUUGCUCUUGUAGAUUCUGGGGGUUUCCUUAAACCUUUUAUAAAAUGUUACAGUUAUUACAAAACUGAACACUUGGGUUUAUAACAACCUCAAAUCUCUAAAACAUGGAUCAUCCCCUGCACACAUUUUUGUAAUUUGCAUGGCUUUGAUCUAUUUACAACACAUACUAGACACACAGACAAUAGAACCAGAAAUGAAUGCCUAACAAGGCCAAUGUUGAGCUUCUGACUGAUUACUGACCCAAGAUAUCGUGACUGUUAUUUGACUGGGUCAAUUUACAGCAUGUGAUGCACAGUUGAUUCUUCUCAGGUGUGAAGUGAUGGAACACUGGCGUAAAGAGAAAUGUAUGCUUACAGCAUACACAUGUAUAUUAGUCAAGCCAGACUAUAACUCAAAACUCAUCAAGAGAAAUGAUCGGUAAGUAUCAGACAAAAUAGCUAGCGAUUUUCAUUUAUUGUUUAAAAAACAGGACUCUAUUUUUACAAAUUUACACUUAGUAACACCAGAACGAAGGGCAUGCACUAUGUACUGUUGGAUCUUCUUGCACUUUUCAAUGAAGACAUACUGUAUGUUUAGGUUGUUAUGUGACAUCCUUAUGUGUUAUGUUUAGUAAAAUGAAUAAAAUAUGAUGUUUUUAUCACUUA